CGCCCAUUUAUUGACCCGAAUCUUGUCCUUCUUGCUCGGCACUAUGGCGAAGACGUACGAUUACCUGUUUAAACUGUUGCUUAUUGGCGACAGCGGGGUGGGGAAGACGUGUCUUCUGUUUCGAUUCAGCGAAGACUCUUUCAAUACCACCUUCAUAUCCACCAUCGGCAUCGACUUCAAAAUCAGAACAAUAGAGUUGGACGGAAAGAGAGUCAAACUUCAAAUUUGGGACACUGCAGGCCAGGAGCGCUUUCGCACCAUCACGACAGCUUACUACAGAGGAGCCAUGGGAAUCAUGCUGGUCUACGACAUCUCCAAUGAGAAGUCAUUUGAAAACAUUAAAAACUGGAUCAGGAAUAUUGAAGAGCACGCUUCAUCGGACGUUGAGAAGAUGGUCCUGGGUAACAAAUGUGACAUGACGGACAGGCGGCAAGUGUCCAAAGAUCGAGGUGAAAAACUGGCUAUCGAUUAUGGUGUCAAGUUCAUGGAAACCAGUGCAAAGACGAGUCUUAAUGUAGAAGAGGCAUUCUAUACCAUGGGAAGAGACAUCCUGCACAAUCUAAGUUCAAAAACGACUGACAACAGCACUGUCGCCUCUGGGAAAGCAGUCAAGAUCACAGAGAAGAAGUCCAAGCGGAUCAAAUUCCUCAAGUGUUCUCUCAUCUAGACCGUCCUGUGCAUAUUGCUGCAUGACUGCUCUUUCCGAGGGGCUCCUUCCUUUUGCGGAGAGGGGACUUUUGACCCCAGCUCGAGUUUGGGUUACUGCAGGAAGGCUCGUCCGACUUGACACUGGACGCGAAGGGAUGCCUCCUAACUGUGGUCAGCCACGGCUCGUUUGUAGCCGAGCCUGCCGAGGAGUCCGUUUCUGUUUGGCAGUUAUUCAACUUAGCAAACUGUGUUCUUAUACAUAUUCAAUGACAAAUGCCUCACUUUGUAGCACUGCUUUUAUACUCUGUGCCAUAUUGACCACGAGGAUACCGUGACAUGCAUAUCAAGUCCCGGCAAUGAUUGUAUUUGUGCGUAAAUUUAUGACUCGAAGGCAUUAGACUAGACAAUGUAUAAAUUCAGUGCGUUGUAGUUUUUCCAGUAAUGACAAAAAUAAGUGUUCCUUCCAUAAGAAGCAGUGAAUCCAUGUUGUCAUGCCAUUGUCAGUAUUUGCAUGAACGCUGUUGAACAUUAAGCACAUUGUAUACUACCUAAAAAGUCAGUUCGCUGUUGCAGAAGAAAGUGAUUGUUAAGUUCAUGUCAUAGUGCAAUAUAAGUGUUGACAUUCAGCAGUAUUUUUUCUCAUUAAAAGACAAAAGACUGAAGAAAGGUGUUUAAAUCAAUGAGGAUGGCAACAUUCUGUCCUGUGACCUGUAGCAUUCUAAAGAAAAUUUUUGAAUUUCAUUUUUAGCAAUUUUUUUGUAACUCGUACUGUUAUACGGUAACAUGACUAUUUCCUCUGAAAAUUAGACUUGUCGCAUUGUUUCUAAUAUUGUCAUCAUGUAACAUUUUCAACAUUUCUUAACUUAUUGACUGAAGUGGAUGCUAAAUUUUCCCCUUUUGCUCUUCCUAAAAAUGUACUUCACCUUUUUGAUAUUUCAAUGUGUCAUUAAAUUCUUACUUGUGCGCUGUUUACAGCCAGAAGACAAAAAAGCCACUUUUAGUCACCAAAUUGUCAUUCCAAAACAAAAGAAAAAUCCAGAUGUCAUCUUUUGUCUUUCAAAAUGUAUCUAUUACAUAGGCGGAGUUUUACUUUUGGGGCAGAGGGGGCACAACGUGUUGAUGACCCUGAAACACAGUGUCAGCAAUAA
Messenger RNA from Corythoichthys intestinalis (scribbled pipefish), 1796 nucleotides. Its product is annotated as ras-related protein Rab-8B-like. Bases 44 to 667 code for a protein of 207 amino acids. The record is from RefSeq and is a predicted model, not a curated record. The transcript has 8 exons. Lineage: Eukaryota; Metazoa; Chordata; Actinopteri; Syngnathiformes; Syngnathidae. Gene Ontology annotation, biological process: endocytic recycling; Golgi vesicle fusion to target membrane; protein localization to plasma membrane. Gene Ontology annotation, molecular function: GTP binding; GTPase activity. Gene Ontology annotation, cellular component: trans-Golgi network transport vesicle; synaptic vesicle; endosome.